Molecule: messenger RNA, 3024 nt
Organism: Aspergillus tanneri
Lineage: Eukaryota; Fungi; Ascomycota; Eurotiomycetes; Eurotiales; Aspergillaceae
Gene: CIN8
Product: putative kinesin family protein (BimC)
Exons: 5
Coding region: 1-3024 (1007 amino acids)
Biological process (GO): mitotic spindle assembly; microtubule-based movement
Cellular component (GO): nucleus; spindle microtubule
Molecular function (GO): microtubule binding; ATP binding; plus-end-directed microtubule motor activity
Source: RefSeq, a predicted model, not a curated record
AUGGGUCCAAAUGCAGUGUCGGACAAGACUUAUACCUUUGACAAAGUUUUCUCCGCGGCUGCCGACCAAGUCACAGUGUACGAGGAUAUAGUACUUCCCAUUGUUAAUGAGAUGCUCGCCGGAUACAACUGCACCAUUUUCGCGUAUGGACAAACGGGGACUGGAAAGACAUACACAAUGUCAGGAGACAUGACAGAUACCUUAGGGAUCUUGUCCGAUAACGCUGGUAUUAUUCCACGCGUAUUCUAUUCUCUAUUCAAUAAACUUGAGGAGACCGAGAGCACAGUUAAGUGCUCAUUUAUUGAAUUGUAUAAUGAAGAGCUCCGUGACCUUCUUUCAGUGGAAGAAAAUCCCAAGCUGAAGAUUUUCGAAAAUGAGUCGAAGAAGGGACAGAAUGGGAGUACCCUCGUCCAGGGAAUGGAGGAAACAUUCAUUGACUCGGCAACAGCCGGCAUCAAAUUACUCCAGCUGGGUAGCCACAAACGCCAAGUCGCUGCCACUAAAUGCAACGAUCUUAGUUCUCGGAGCCAUACCGUGUUCACCAUCUCAGUUCAUACCAAACGGACAUCGGAGUCGGGCGAAGAAUAUAUGAGUUCAGGGAAGCUCAAUUUGGUUGACCUUGCUGGCAGCGAGAAUAUUCAACGCAGCGGUGCCGAAAACAAACGCGCAGCAGAGGCUGGUUUGAUCAACAAAAGCCUACUAACACUCGGCCGUGUUAUUAAUGCAUUGGUUGACAAAAGCCCUCAUAUCCCCUAUAGGGAGUCGAAACUCACUCGCUUAUUGCAAGACUCUCUCGGCGGACGCACUAAGACAUGCAUAAUUGCAACCGUUUCCCCCUCUCGGAGUAAUCUGGAAGAGACAAUAUCAACACUGGACUACGCAUUCAGGGCAAAGAAUAUUCGCAACAAGCCGCAGAUCAACUACAUGGCUAAGAAGACAUUGCUCCGGGAAUUUACCAUGGAAAUCGAGAAGCUCAAAGGGGAGCUGAUCGCAACGAGACAUCGAAAUGGAGUGUAUAUGACUGUCGACGCAUAUGAGGAAUUGUUCACAUUAACAAGCAACUUCAACAAUUUGAAGAAGGACAACGAGGAAACUUAUGCUGCCCUUCACGAAACCAAUGAUGUUCUGGAAAAGACUGAAAUUGUUCUAAAGGAUACCCAAACUCAGCUUGAGGAGGAGGAAAUGUUACGUAAAGCCCACCAAGAUACAGAGGAACAACUCUAUGAUACCGGCAAAGGCCUCGUGUCCACUUUGGACAGAACAGUGGGAGAUGUGGAUGGCUUGCAUGCAAAACUACAGCGCAAAGCGGACUUAGACGCAACCAAUAUGAGAGCCUGGCAAGUCUCGACGUCCGAGGUGUCAGAUGUAACCAAUCAAGUUGACAUGAGUGUGGUAGCUUUCCAGACCCAGCAUUCAAAGCUCUUGAAGGACAUGUCAGAAAAAAUUAACUCUUAUGUGAUGGGUGAGCUGAAAAAUAUUCAACUAAAUCAUUCCGAUGUGUCAAAGUGGGCCUCAUCUUUCGAGAUAGCAGAAGCAGAGGCAAAGUCUCAGACCUGUGGCGCACACGAUGAAAUGAAUGAUGUUCUAGAGGAGAUCAAGGACCUGCGAGAAGAAGUCAAGUGCAAGGUGGGAGAAGGGUUGAAUGGAUUGUCGGCCGCGGCAGCUCGCAUCUCAAAGGACGUUAUUGAUGAAAUCGCUGGUUUCCAUGCUCAGCUCCAUGCUUCCUACAGUGCCCUCGGUCAACAGUUCAAGGCUAUGUUCGAAGGUAUGGUGGGACAUCUUAACGACCAAAAGACAGAGAUCAAUAGAUUGAGACUGGAGCUUCAAGAAGCGAAUCUCAGAACAGUGGAAGCGAAUCGCAGAGCGUCUUCUCAACUGGCACACACACUGGAAGAAGAACACACCAAUGCGGAAGUUGAACGUGACUUUUUACUUUCGCAGAUCAGGACACUUAUCGAAGAUUCUAGGCAAAAGCAGUUCGGACGUCUGAAAGGCAAGGUGGAGGGUGUACGGAGAGAGAUUGCCUCUUCAGGCGAUUCUCUGGAGCAUACAACUACUCAUUAUGAUCGCCAGGUUGACGAAUGGGUGUUCAAAUCGGAGCAAUUCGCUAAGGAUGUAAAUGCUUCAAAGGACGAGAUUAGGACAAAGAUGCAGAAUGAUUGGGAGGUGAACAACAUGGGCAAGCAGAUGGAAGCCUUGGACGAUUUCGUGGCGAAAGCGCGAUCCCAAAAUGGCCAUUAUCGCGAUGCUCAUAUCUCCAGCUUGGAACGUAUGGCGUCUGAUGUUCAAACAUCAUAUUCAUCAAUGCACACGCAAUUCUCCAGUUUUGAAAAUCGGCUCAAUAAACUUCAAGAGGAUGCAACUCAACAGAAGAAUUGUUUAGAAGAAUCAGCUAUUCCAUUGUCAGAGGAUGUCCGCAUGCCUCUCGAAACGCUUCGCAAAAACAUCCUCAACCGACCAUUGAAAGACUAUGUUCCUACUGGUGUUACUCCCCAGAAGAGACAGUACAAGUAUCCGUUUGUUUUACCUCGAACCGAAACCCACGACUCUUUGAAGUCUCGAAUGAGAAAUUCGAAAGACCUCACUCUGUUACCGUUCAGCGGCGAGGAGCAGCUUUCUCCCGUGAAGCCUCCCAGGACUUCUUCCAAGGGCUUUGUUUAUAAUGAUACCGAGUACGAGGUAGGCAUGCAACCGCCUACAACCACCGCUACUCCUUCCAACACGGGCCUUAGGGAAGUCGAUGUAAACGUCGCCGUCAAACCACGCGCGCCUAGCAUGGACAAUAGCUCACUAGAACAACCGACAUCAAAUAAGCAGGCAUCAUCGAGUUUGGAAAGCUUAGAAAAUGAUGAUUUAGAUGAGCCGCCUGCCAAAAGACGCUGCUCAAAUCUCAAUGUGACUGAUACCAAGCUACCGCAAAAACCGAUCUCAAAGAAGAUGGCCGUGAAGAUGGAAGGUAGAGAAAACGUUCCUCCAGCUGGACUGUCUAGCGGCCUAUGGCUCAGAAGCAGGCCAUCGACUUAA